AUGAGUCGCCCCUGCAUCCUGAGUCUGACGGCCAUUCUGGCUGGAAUCGCGCAUGCAGCUUCUGGAACAGGUUCGUCUACAAGAUACUGGGAUUGUUGCAAGCCCUCUUGUGCUUGGCCUGGCAAGGCCAAUGUCACCAACCCUACGUAUACUUGCGACAUCAAGGAUAACCCACUCUCCAACCACGAGGCAGUCUCGGGCUGUCAGAGCGGUGGGACUGCUUUCACAUGUACCAAUCAAGCCCCGUGGGCAGCCAACAGCCUUGUCUCCUAUGGCUUUGCAGCAACUGCCAUUAGCGGUGGCACAGAAGCCAGCUGGUGCUGUGCCUGCUACGCCCUGACCUUCACGUCCGGCAAGGCCAAGGGCAAGGUGAUGCUGGUCCAGUCCGUCAACACAGGCGGAGACCUCAGCGGGAACCAGUUCGACCUGCAGAUCCCGGGCGGCGGCACCGGCAUAUUCGACGGGUGCACCACCGAGUUCGGCAGCUCCUGGGGCGCCCAGUACGGCGGCAUCUCGAACCGGUCCGAGUGCUCGGCCCUGCCGGCCAAGCUCCAGGCCGGCUGCGACUGGAGGUUCGACUGGUUCAGGAACUCGGACAACCCGACGCACACCUUCACGCAGAUCUCGUGUCCCGCCGAGCUCACCGGCGUCACUGGCUGUGUCAGGGACGAUGACGCCAGCUUCCCGAAAUAUGUCAUGCCGUCGCCUGCUACUUGGACGGCUCCGAGCCCUACGGCGACUGCUGCUGCUUACGCGCAGUGUGAUAGUCUGACUUGGGAUGUGGCUAUGCUGUGCCCAUCCGGAUACUACUGCAGCUAUGUGACGGAUUUGCGUUCAAGGGACCGCGCCUUCUUCUUCGUCAUCGACCGCCUCAACCCAGAAGGGCAGCAGCACAAGCUCCAGUUCCAAGUCCACACAAGGUGCUUCAACUUCUUCGUCUUCCUCAUCCAAAUCUGUCACGACGGCGACUACCCUUACGACGACCUCACACGCUACGACAACCACUGCGGCUGGGGGUUCGACACAGACCAAGUAUGGGCAAUGCGCUGGGAGCGGCUGGACUGGACCAACUGCUUGUCCAGCGGGGAGCACAUGCUCAAUGGCUAA
This is a messenger RNA of Diaporthe citri, 1107 nucleotides long. RefSeq lists its product as uncharacterized. Gene Ontology annotation, molecular function: cellulase activity. NCBI's taxonomy places the organism in Eukaryota, Fungi, Ascomycota, Sordariomycetes, Diaporthales, Diaporthaceae. The record is from RefSeq and is a predicted model, not a curated record. Gene Ontology annotation, biological process: carbohydrate metabolic process. The transcript is spliced from 4 exons. Bases 1 to 1107 code for a protein of 368 amino acids.